Diuraphis noxia (Russian wheat aphid) is the source of this 2343-nucleotide messenger RNA. Its product is annotated as nonsense-mediated mRNA decay factor SMG7-like. The record is from RefSeq and is a predicted model, not a curated record. Gene Ontology annotation, biological process: nuclear-transcribed mRNA catabolic process, nonsense-mediated decay. Gene Ontology annotation, cellular component: telomerase holoenzyme complex. Gene Ontology annotation, molecular function: telomerase RNA binding; telomeric repeat DNA binding; protein binding. NCBI's taxonomy places the organism in Eukaryota, Metazoa, Arthropoda, Insecta, Hemiptera, Aphididae.
CGAGCAUUCGCUAUACAGCGGCGGAUGACGGGAAAAAUCCACAUUAUUAACAGAAUUCGAAAAAAAGUCAACCGUGCUACCGAGUAAUAAMAAUACCAAUUAUUGUAUUCAAAUGCACGAAUGCCGAUGAUGAUGAUUGGUCGUUGAUGGUGCCCUACGGUGUUUCCGUCCUUCGGCUCAGUGAGAUCGUCAACUGAACGAAAAAUACAUUCAUACUGUUCCAUGUGUGGGGGGACACUAUUGCACCAUGGUGUCCAUUGCGGCCAUCCAAACCUUAAAGAAAGCCGAUCAACUGAAAGAACAAAUAUGCACAUCCAAAGACAUAAACAGUCCCGAAACAUUGGCGUAUCAACAGCAGUUGAGAAUUAUCUACCAGCAAGUAUUGACUUUGGACUUGGAAUAUGCAUUGGAUCAAAAAGUUGAACAAGACCUAUGGAAUCAUGGAUUUAAAAACAACAUCAACAAGUUGCAACAACUCGCCAAAGACAAAAAGAAUGCCAAACGCAAUGAAUGGAAUGCACUGUUCUUAUCGUGCCUUGAGUCUGCGUACGGCUUUUAUCUUAUGCUUUUGCACAGCAUAUGCUUGACAUUUGAUUUGGAUCUGCCAUUUCAUAAAAAAUUGUAUGGAUUUUGUGACACGGAUGAUAAGUCUUUAGGUUCAACAUAUUUACGAAAACCACAAAAAAGUUCAUGCAAUUACAUUUGUCAAUAUUGUUUGGUGCACCUGGGUGACAUUGCUCGUUAUCGUAAUCAAAAUAGACAAGCUGAAUCAUUUUACAGACAUGCCAUUCAAUUGAGUCCUAAUAGUGGACAACCUUACAACCAAUUGGCUCUAUUGGAAGCUUCACGAGGAGAUAGUUUGAGCACUGUAUUUUAUUACAUGAGAAGCAUUAAUGUUAGACACCCAUUUCUAGCUGCUGUCAAUAAUCUAAAUUUUACGUUAAAUAAAUAUAUUAGCUCUAGUCAAGACAUGCUGUAUAAAACAAAAAUCACUAUUUUAGGUGAAAGAAGAAGUGGUAUUUUGAAACCUCAAUCCUCUAGUAAUUCAGAUAUAAAACCAGUCUUGCGUAAUAUUGACUUUGAUUCAAUGUUAAAAAAAAAUCAAGAUACUGAAGCCAAACAAGUAAAAUUUCGAUCUCCAUCUCCAAGUUCAUCAUCUAGCAGUGAAGCUAAAUGGUCAUUGGAAGAUCUUGAUCAGACUUCUUCGGAAUUCGAAAAAGAUCAAAAUGCCGCAAAACCAACUCCUAUUGGGUAUCAAUUGCCACAUCCUUUCAACAACUUGAACUCAUCUCAGCCUAAUAUUAAUCCAAUUAUGAAUACAUUUGGUCAACUGCAUAUGAGUGGUUUUCCAUCAUCUUCUGAAAGYCAAUUCAGGUUUGGUCAACCAUUACCAAACUUCUCCACUUGGCCACAACCACCAGCUAAUUGGAUUGAUAGCAUUAAACAACCUCAAAACAAUCAACAGAAUCAUCCAAUGUUUCCAUUUAUGCGCAACCAAGCUCCAAAUAGCACUUGGUCAAAUGUUAAUGCUCCUCAAGUAGCUCAUAAUUCACCAUUGCCAAGUAAUUUAAAUCAUUUUAAUGUAAGAGAUGAUCAACAACGUAAUUAUUACAAUGGUGUUAACAACAGUCCAUAUUACUCACUAUUUAAUCAACCUAAUGUUAUGAUACCUCGUACWAUGGAUACAAGUCAAGAGCCCAAUAACAGAUCAUUUGCUACUUUCCAUCAGCAGUCAUUAUGGUCAGGUCCAGGACCAUCACCACUUGAACGUUUAUUAGAACAACAGCGUGGUCGUGAUGCCUCAGAAGGAGGGAAAUAAUAGAAUGGAUUUGAACAGAAUUGAACCUAAUCUGAAAUAUUGAUAAACUGKUCAUCAAUGAUUACAAAACUAUGAGYCUAUUAAAUUUUGGCUAAAAAUUGAUAUUUGGUACUAUKAAAAUAAUAUCUUAACAAUUAAUCAUGCUUAAGCUACAGAUUUGGCUUCAUGAAAACUAUUGGGUUUGCCUUUUACAUGAUUUUCAUCUUAUAGUAGGUAAAAAGACAAAAGUUAUUGUCUUUUCUGUAGUGAAAAAAUAUAAAACUUUUUUAACUGAUUCUUAAAUUUUCAAAAGUUUGCUACAAAUUAAUUGACAUCUAAUGUAUUUUUUUUUAUAACCUACUUUGGUACAAAAUUAUUUCUUACUGGUAUUUGUUAAUGUUUAUUAUUUAUAUUUGUACAAUUGUUUUUAUUUUAAUCCUCAAUCAUUUUGUAGACUAUUGAACUGUUUAAGUUUAUUGAGAAUUUAAAAAAAAAAAAAAAAACAUUUAGAUAAAUUUAUAAAUAUUGUCUCCUUUGCUGCAAUA